CGGUGCGAAUUAAAGAAAAGCGCGAAUUUGGAUACGUAAAAGAGUCAACGAAGUCAACCAAUUGAAUAGUGACUGCAAAAGGAUAACGAGAAGCGAUCAAAAACGAAUUAAAGUGUGAAGCGGAAGAAAAGUGCUGAGCAAUUUAAGAAAAACAGCAUUCCGCAGCGAUGAAAUAUUUUGUUUGGUUUGGCGUCGCAAUGGCGCUUUUGGCGUCCAGCGCCUGGGCCAGCGCAACAACUGAGCGCAAAGCUGAGUCACGCAUCAGCGUCGCAGUCAAGCCAAAGCGUGAAGCGCCACUAUCGAGCGGCAGCAGCAGCUAUCACGGACCAUCCUAUAAAUAUCUGCCACCUGCGCCCGCCUCGAUUGGCGCCAGCGCCAGCGGCUACGAUAGUUACAGCAGCCAUGGCGGUGGUUCGGCCAGUUUCGGUUCAAGCGGCAGUGCUGGCUUUGGCUACGAUUUCGGAGGCGGCGCCGCACAUGUGAGCGUACCAAAAGUUGAGACAUACAUUGUGCAGACAGAGCCUGUGCAUGGUAGCUACGCGGGCAGUGUGAGCAGUCAUAGCGGCGGCGGUGGCCAUUUUGCUGCUGGACACAGCCAUUUGGGUCAUGGUAGCGCUGGCAGCAGUGGUUAUCGUUAUAGUAGCGGUUCACCUCACUUCCAAUCAGGCGGCUCAGCAUUGCUGGGACACAGCAGUUUUGGCGGUGGUGGCGGCGGUUAUAAAUUCCACGCCAAAUCGCGUCCACACAUACAAACCAUCAUUAUACCGGCCAGCUCCUUGACGCACAGCUCGGGCGGCAGUUUCGGCGGUGGGCAUGCGGUGCACUCAAGUGGUGGUGGAGGCGGCAGCGGUGGCUAUCAGUAUGCCCCCACUUUUGGCAGCUCCUUGCACUCGAGCGGGGGUGGGUUUGGCAGCGGCUUCGGCGGUGGACAUAGUGGCAGCAGCGCAUUUGGUGGUCAUUCUAGCGGCGGCUUUGGCGCGGCUGGCGGCCAUUCAGUGUCGUAUAGCCCGCAGCAGGGCUAUGGCUACAGCGGCCAUGGCAGUAGUAGUGGCACAGUAUUGGGUUUGAGCAGCAGAGCACAUGGCGUACAAGACGGUCAUAUUGCCAGCGGCGCAACACUUUCAUUCGGCAGCCAUGGAGGUUACAGCGGUCAGGGAUAUUCACAGAGUGCACCCAGCAUACCUUCGACCAGUUAUGGCGUACCUGCUGGCCCAGCUAUUGGCUCAUAUCAUGGCGCUGGCGGUACGGGUAGCUCCUAUCAUAGCAGCAGUGGUUACGAUACUCCCUCCUAUGCGGUGGGACACAAAGGUUUGGGUCAUUUUGGUUUCAGCGCCAGCAAGCCACAUGCGCUGAGUACCAAUUUUAUUGCUUCCGAUAACUCAGGGUAUGAUGAGCACAGUAGUCGGGCGCCAUUCAAGCCAUCCACUCUCUUGGGCACCACUCACGAAGUAUCCGGUCCAGCCUCCCAGUAUUUGCCGCCGACAUCGCCGGGAUAUGAGUACCAAUCGCCGUCAGUGCUGCUUGGUGGUAGCUCGACAGCUGGCGGUGCAUCGUCGACAAGCAUAAAUGAACCAGAUUCUGCGUACCUGCCGCCAGUGGCAACGCCUGGCGCGAACUACUUGCCGCCGCAUCAUCACUGAUUUGAUACUCAGCAUCGCAACGUCGCGCUGGAUCGAGCGGCCUCAUCCGAUGAAAUGUUGGGUGUACUUUAUAUGUACUCCCAUUUGCUGCUUUUUAUUUAUUGACAGCUACUUCGCUUAGUUUUCGAGUUUCCUUUGUAACUAGUUUUUAAUAUUAUUUUUUAUUUUUUGUAUUCACGCACGAUU
This is a messenger RNA of Rhagoletis zephyria (snowberry fruit fly), 1826 nucleotides long. Its product is annotated as hornerin. The record is from RefSeq and is a predicted model, not a curated record. NCBI's taxonomy places the organism in Eukaryota, Metazoa, Arthropoda, Insecta, Diptera, Tephritidae.